Sclerotinia sclerotiorum 1980 UF-70 is the source of this 1788-nucleotide messenger RNA. RefSeq lists its product as hypothetical. Lineage: Eukaryota; Fungi; Ascomycota; Leotiomycetes; Helotiales; Sclerotiniaceae. The record is from RefSeq and is a predicted model, not a curated record. Gene Ontology annotation, biological process: intracellular magnesium ion homeostasis; magnesium ion transmembrane transport. The transcript has 3 exons. Bases 1 to 1788 code for a protein of 595 amino acids. Gene Ontology annotation, cellular component: plasma membrane. Gene Ontology annotation, molecular function: magnesium ion transmembrane transporter activity.
AUGUCUGAACACGAAGAUACAUCCCUCGAUACUGGCUACAGCACGCCGGUGCCAGAGUUGGAUGAUCACAGAUACCAAUCGCAGCCUCUACCAAAGGCUCGCUCCCGCAGUGGCACUAUUGAUACUUUGCACGCCCCGUCUUUCCGAGCUCCACAUAGCCCAGACCUAACACGCGUGAACAACACUCUUCUUCAGACAAUCGCAAGAGAUUUCGAGGAAGCGGUUGUCGAUGAGGAUGCGAGGGGAGUUUCCCCAAUGGCUGUUCGACUGGCAGAUAGAAGUCGUCGAGGAACCGCGGAUACUGCUGAGAUUCGUUCUCUAUCGCCGCCAAGUUCAGUAAAGGCCUUCGCUGAUGCAAGAAGAAGGGAGCGGGAGAUGUCUAUUUCGGAUCCAAGCUCUGGGAAGGCAUUUGCAGAUGCUAGGCGACUUGAAGAACACAAUGCUCUUCAUAGAACCGAAUCGCGCGCAAGUCACCGCAGCCAUCGCACUUUCCGUAGCAGACGUUACACUAACGAUAAUGAUGCAAAAAGCUUUGCAGGUUCAUGCAAGUCGGCAGAAGAGGAUGUUUGCUUCCCUCUACACCCUUCUCCAACCAAAAAUACGCUCCAGAUUAAUUUUGACACUCUCGAGGAUUUCAUUGAAGAAGAGGAAAAUCGUGCCAAGACUCCAGUCAACCACGCGCAACCUCGAAUUUUCCACGACUUGAGAAGCAAUGGUGCGAUACCCAUGAUUGUAACAUCAGAAGGUACAGCUGUCGAGAUUCCUUCAGGCCCACCUUCUAUCAAUGAAAAGUUGGACUUAUCUAGCCUUGAGGAGAUUACACGACCGCAGCAGCCACAUCUCGACACUAACAGGUUUGAAUACUUCUCCUCGCAUGGAGUAGAUACUAUUCAUGCUCCAGAAUUCGGGGAUCUCAUUCUAGAAGGAGAAGAUAUUCGAAACCUAUUCGCCCGUCCACAAGGACAACAAGGAGAGGGCGUUUGGUGGUUGAACAUGAACAAUCCAACAGAGAGCGAGAUUCGAGUAAUCUGCAAAGCAUUUGGAGUCCAUCCCCUGACCAUUGAGGAUAUUACAGCUCAAGAGACGCGAGAGAAGAUUGAACUCUUCCCUUCGUACUAUUUCGCUUGUUUCCGUUCAUUUUCUGUAGUGGAAAUUGAGGAUGGCCAAGAAUACGAUCCAUUCAACAUUUAUGUCAUCGUCUUCCGAGAGGGCUUACUAAGCUUCAGCUUUUCACCCAACACACAUGCAACCAAUGUUCGGCAGCGCAUCACGUUGCUUAAGGAUUACUUGUCUUUGAACAGUGAUUGGAUCUGCUAUGCUUUAAUCGAUGAUAUCGUGGAUUCUUUCGCACCUGUUAUCCACAAAAUCGAUAACGAAACAGAUACUAUUGAGGAUCAGGUAUUUAUCGCUCGCAGUGAUGAUAUGCAUACCUUUCUACGAAAAAUCGGCAUGGUUCGAAAGAAUGUCAUGGGAUUGAUGAAACUUCUUGGAGGCAAAGCCGAUGUUUUGAGAGGUUUUACAAAGCGUUGUAACUCAAAUUACGAAGUCACUCCUCAUAUGGAUAUUGGUCUUUAUCUUGGCGACAUUCAAGAUCACGUUGUCACUAUGAUGACCAGUUUGGGACACUCUGAGAAGAUGCUCUCGAGAUCACACAGCAAUUACCUAGCACAACUCUCUAUCGACAACAUCACCCAAGGAAACAACGCAAAUAAGGUCCUCAGCAAAAUCACUCUCCUCGCUUCCAUCCUGGUUCCACUCAACUUGGUAUGUGAUGCUACGGACUUAUGA